AUGCCGCAAAAGUUUGAAUCGGUGGCUACGAAAGUUCGAGAAUUUCUUCAUGAUAAUGCUGAAAGACCGAUAGCCUUCAUCACGAGUGGCGGAACAAAAGUGAAUUUGGAAAAGAACUGUGUACGUUUUAUAGACAAUUUUUCCAUGGGCACACGAGGAGCAGCUAGUGCUGAAUAUUUCUUGAAAACUGGCUAUGCAGUGAUAUUUCUACAUCGAGAAGAGUCUCUGAAGCCAUUUUCGCGAAACUUUCCUCAUAUUUUCGAGUCACUAAAGAUCGACGAUGACCGCGUGGUAUGCGACUUACCUCGUAUCAAAGAAGCUAUCGAACAUAGCAUUGAGUACAAAGAUCGCCUUCUGUACGUUCCAUUCACCACGUUGGAGUCUUACUACUUUUAUCUAGAAGAGAUAAGCCGACAGUUAUCACCACUGAAAGCGCGUGCGUUGUUGUACUUGGCGGCAGCUGUUUCGGACUUUUACAUAGAAGAAGAGAAGAUUCCGACGCACAAGAUACAGUCUGCUGGUGGUGGGUUGGAUCUACGUCUUAGUCUUGCACCAAAGGCUAUUGAAAAAAUCGUCAAUAGGAUAGUGCCGGAGGCUUUUAUCAUAUCCUUUAAGCUGGAAACCGAUGAUUCGAUAUUGAUAACAAAAGCACGAGGAGCGUUGGAAAAAUAUAAACAUCAGUUGGUGAUCGGUAAUAUUCUGCAAACAAGAAAAGUGCAUGUGGUCCUCGUAGACGCCCAUAGUACAGAGGAUAUCGACUUGAUGAAGAGCGGAAUUGAAAUUGAAGAAAAAAUCAUUGCAAAGAUCAAGGAACGUCACAACGAAUUCAUAAAGAGCCAACAACAAUGA
Haemonchus placei is the source of this 849-nucleotide messenger RNA. Lineage: Eukaryota; Metazoa; Nematoda; Chromadorea; Rhabditida; Trichostrongylidae. The record is from the annotation of a GenBank genome assembly.